This is a messenger RNA of Oppiella nova, 1350 nucleotides long. The record is from the annotation of a GenBank genome assembly. NCBI's taxonomy places the organism in Eukaryota, Metazoa, Arthropoda, Arachnida, Sarcoptiformes, Oppiidae.
AUGCAACCGGCAUCUAUCGGAUUAACGCCCGGUGGCAAAGACUAUGGAGGCCUCGACUUUAAGAUUAUAAUCGACUCCAAGGCAGGACCGGCCAAUACAUUGCAUUUGGUGGCGCCAACCAUGCAAGAGAAAGCAGCCUGGACAUCAGAUAUCAGUCAGUGUAUAGAUAACGUGCAUUUCAACGAUCUAUUUCACGGAACAAUGAGUGACUCGUCGUCAGUAACAAUGCCUCACUCUAUCAGAAACGAUCCGCGACUCUUCAAAGACGAUGUGGACAUCCGUUUCAGCCGUACCCUAAACUCGUGUAAACUGCCACAAAUCCGUUACGCAAGUCCUGAGCGUCUCUUUGAACGGCUGACGGAUCUUAGAUUCUUAAGCAUUGAUUUCCUCAACACUUUUCUGCUGACAUAUCGGGUCUUCACGGAUGGCGUCACUGUAUUGGAAGCGCUCAAAAGAGUUCACUACAAUCCUGAGUGUCAAUUGGAUACAUUAAAAUCUCUUCACGACUCGACCGGUUCUUUAGACGACAUCCAAACUACGGCCAAAAAUGAAGGACAAUCGCAGUUAGUCGGCGGUGACCUCCUCUGCACAGUCGACUACGAUUACUCACGACGUAUUAGCACCGGAUCUAUGAUCACUGACAUCAAUGACCUGCACCGAGAGUCCGUUGUGUCCAACUCGGAGUCCACUGCUAGUCAACAUCUGCAACAAAUGCAAAGCCAACAACUGCUCCAAUCGUCUCGCAAUAGUCAGCACUGGAGACUCAGUUACAGAAAGUUCGAAGAAGAACAAGCGAGGGAUAGGUAUUUGAGAAGAUUGGGUGACAGGAGUCAACUCCAGGGAAGCAUUUGCAGUCAAUCUGACUUUCCUUCUGGUCCCUUAUUAUCACCAGGAAUUUUAGACCCAAUCCAAGUGCCUGUUCCGCCGCCCCCUUCUCCGGAGGUGCCAUAUAUUCUGGACAACAGUGCUCUUCAACACGAUAUUCGUAUGAAAAACACGAGUAGCGAUUCUUCGGAUACAGAUAACGAACAAACGAAUCCUCCAAUGGGGAGUCAGUCUGAGAACCUCCAGGUGCCGGUUCACUCGCAAUCAUGCGAAACACUGACUGCUGACCAAAGUUAUCCAAAUUCACCGCUCAGUUCAGCGACGAGUUCCGCGACACUCGUGGGAAGUGAUAGUAAGAGUGGUUCACCAAAACCGAGUCCUAUUAAGAAGACAGCGCCGGUACGACUGCCCCCUAUAGACAAUUUGAAUUUAGUGAACCAUAACGACGGCACCCCUCCCUCAACACCUCCGCCACAAACUCCCAAACAAAUUGUUCCGCAAACGCCUCCCAUCUCNCUGGCCUAA